Pongo pygmaeus (Bornean orangutan) is the source of this 1927-nucleotide messenger RNA. RefSeq names its product heterogeneous nuclear ribonucleoprotein A1-like 3. Gene Ontology annotation, molecular function: mRNA 3'-UTR binding. NCBI's taxonomy places the organism in Eukaryota, Metazoa, Chordata, Mammalia, Primates, Hominidae. The record is from RefSeq and is a predicted model, not a curated record. Gene Ontology annotation, cellular component: catalytic step 2 spliceosome. Gene Ontology annotation, biological process: mRNA splicing, via spliceosome. The transcript has 2 exons. The coding region runs from base 365 to 1183 and encodes 272 amino acids.
CAGAGGUGCGGCCGGGGAGGCGCGAGGAGGCUGGAGCUGGAGGCGCGGCGCCGGUGAGCUGAGGCCAGGCCCGGUGGCUCAUGCCUGUAAUCCCAGCACUUUGGGAGGCCAAGGUGGGCAGAUCCCUUGAGGUCAGGAGUUCGAGACCAGCCUGGCCAACGUGGCGAAACCCCGUCUCUACUAAAAAUAUAAAAACUAGCUGGGCAUGGUGGCGGGCACCUGUAAUCCCAGCUACUUGGGAGACUGAGGCAGGAGAAUCACUUGAACCCAGGAGGUAGAGGCUGCAGUGAGCUGAGAUCACGCCACUGCACUCCAGCCUGGGUGACAGAUAGAGACUGUCUCAAAAACAAAACACUUACCACCCAUGGACACCGCCAAGUCUAAGUCAGAGUCUCCUAAAGAGCUCGUACAGCUGAGGAAGCUCUUCAUUGGAGGGCUGAGCUUUGAAACAACCGAUGAGAGCCUGAGGAGCCAUUCUGAGCAAUGGGGAAUGCUCGCGGACUGUGUGGUAAUGAGAGAUCCAAACACCAAGCACGCCAGGGGCUUUGGAUUUGCCACAUAUGCCACUGUGGAGGAGGUGGAUGCAGCCACGAAUGCAAGGCCACACAAGGUGGAUGGAAGAGCUGUGGAACUAAAGAGAGCUGUCUCAAGAGAAGAUUCUCAAAGACCAGAUGCCCACUUAACUGUGGAAAAGAUAUUUGUUGGUGGCAUUAAAGAAGACACUGAAGAAUAUCACCUAAGAAAUUAUUUUGAACAGUAUGGAAAAAUUGAAGUGAUUGAAAUCAUGACUGACCAAGGCAGUGGCAAGAAAAGGGGCUUUACCUUUGUAACCUUUGAUGACCAUGACUCCGUGGAUAAGACUGUCAUUCAGAAAUACCAUACUGUGAAUGGCCACAACUGUGAAGUUAGGAAAGGCCUGUCAAAGCAAGAGAUGGUGAGUGCUUCAUCCAGCCAAAGAGGUCAAAGUACUUCUGGAAACUUUGGUGGUGGUCGUGGAGGUGGUUUCGGUGGGAAUGACAACUUUGGUCAUGAAGGAAAUUUCAGUGGUCAUGGUGGCUUUGGUGGCAGCUGUGGUGGUGGUGGAUAUCGUGGCAGUGGGGAUGGCUAUAAUGGAUUUCGUAAUGAUGGAAGCAAUUUUGGAGGUGGUGAAAGCUACAAUGAUUUUGGCAAUUACAACAAUUAGUCUUCAGUUUUUGGACCCAUGAAGGGAGGAAACUUUGGAGGCAGAAGCUCUGGCCCCUAUGGUGGUGCAGGCCAAUACUUUGCCAAACCACGAAACCAAGGUGGCUAUGGCGGUUCCAGUAGCAGCAGUAGCUAUGGUAGUGGCAGAAGAUUUUAAAUAGGAAACAGAGCUUAGCAUGAGAGGAGAGCCAGCAAAGUGACAGGGAAGCUACAGGUUACAACAGAUUUGUGGACUAAGCCAAGCACAGUGGUGGCAGGGCCUAGCUACUACAAAGAAGACAUGUUUUAGACAAAUACUCAUGUGUAUGGGCAAAAAACUCGAAGACUGUAUUUGUGACUAGUUGUAUAACAGGUUAUUUUAGUUUCUGUUUUGUGGAAAGUGUAAAGCAUUCCAACAAAGGGUUUUAAUGUAGAUUUUUUUUUUUGCACCCAAGCUGUUGAUUGCUAAAUGUAAUAGUCUGAUCGUGACACUGAAUAAAUGUCUUUUUUAAAAAAACAAACAACAAAAAAAACCACCAAUUUUAAAUAAUUCAUGGGUCAAAAAAGAAAACAAGACUAAAAUCUUGGAUUAUUUAGAAAUUAUGAUAAUGAAAAUAUUGCAUAAUGGAAUCCAUGAUAUUAAAGCACUUCUCAGAGGAAAAAUCAUAUAAGUAACCUUAUAUGUUUUUUUUAAAGUGAAAAUUAGUAAGCUACGCAUUCAACAAAUAUAGAAAACAAUUAAAGGAAAAUGGCAGAGUAAACAAAA